This is a messenger RNA of Pantherophis guttatus, 2928 nucleotides long. It is a transcript of the gene MOB1B, whose product is annotated as MOB kinase activator 1B. The record is from RefSeq and is a predicted model, not a curated record. Lineage: Eukaryota; Metazoa; Chordata; Lepidosauria; Squamata; Colubridae.
UCCCUUCCUCCUCCUCCUCUUUCGCCCGCCGCGGCCGCCUGCCAUUGGGAGCCGCGCCGAGGCAGCCGCUCUUGCUCCGCCGCCGCCGCCGCCGCCAUCAUGAGCUUCUUGUUUGGUAGCCGCUCUUCUAAAACUUUUAAACCAAAGAAGAACAUUCCGGAAGGCUCCCACCAAUAUGAGCUGCUGAAACACGCGGAGGCAACUCUUGGAAGUGGCAACUUACGGAUGGCUGUUAUGUUGCCCGAAGGCGAAGAUCUAAACGAAUGGGUUGCCGUGAACACUGUGGACUUUUUUAACCAGAUCAACAUGCUUUAUGGGACAAUUACGGACUUCUGCACAGAGGAGAGCUGUCCAGUGAUGUCUGCCGGGCCAAAAUAUGAAUAUCAUUGGGCAGAUGGGACAAACAUCAAGAAGCCAAUAAAGUGCUCGGCACCAAAGUACAUCGAUUACCUUAUGACUUGGGUUCAGGAUCAGCUGGACGAUGAGACGCUGUUUCCAUCCAAAAUAGGUGUUCCCUUCCCAAAGAAUUUCAUGUCGGUAGCUAAGACCAUCUUGAAGCGUCUCUUCAGAGUUUAUGCUCACAUAUACCACCAGCACUUUGAUCCGGUGAUCCAGCUUCAAGAAGAAGCUCAUCUCAACACGUCCUUCAAGCACUUUAUCUUUUUUGUUCAGGAAUUUAACCUUAUAGACAGACGAGAACUUGCUCCGCUCCAAGAACUGAUUGAAAAACUCACUUCCAAGGACAGAUAAGCAGAAAAUGAAGUGGUGGAAAUCCAGUUGGUUUUCUUUAAAGCAGGCAUGUGGGGUUUUUAGGGAUUUGGGCUGAAAUUCUCUGCGCACUUAAAAGUUCCACGGGACUUUAACUCCCGAGUAAGUGUGUGGAGGAGGUUUGCAACCUUACAUUUGUUUGUUUUUAGAAAGGAAAGGAAACUUCUGUUUUAAUUCAGGCAACCUAGAUCCAUUCUCUGUGCUUUUUAUUUGUGAAACAAACCUCUUUCACUUAGUGAGAUAUAUAUAUAUACACACACACACACACACAGUAAAUGGUUUUCUGUUCUUGUUCAUUGUUAAUGUUGAUUUUUAGCAGAUUGUUGUGUGUUAAUAAAGGAAAAAAGACAUGCUUGUUGGGGAAAUGUGACAUUGCUAGUUGGAAAAUGCAGGAUUGCCAGUCGUACAACGUUCUCAGAAGGUCCUUUAAAAGAGACUUAAUCUUCUCUAAGUGCCUUGGUAGAUUCUCUUCUGAGGCACAAAGCACAUACAAAGAACAUUGCUGGAAACAGAAAACACAAAUAGCUACCCAGGACAUUUAUUAAGACUUGUUAUAUGUAAUUAAUCAGUGCAAACCUUUUCUAAAAGCCAUAAGGUCUGUCAGUGAUCUCCAAUCUUUUAAAGAGAAAGCAAUGAUUUUAUAGAAGUGAACAUAAGUUAGGGAAGAGAAGUCAGCGAGUGGCUCACUUUUUUUUUUUUUUUUUUUUUUAAUAACCUACUGAGGUAUCCACCUGGUACAUCUUCGAUAUUGUAGGGGGCCAAGAAUAAUUCUGGGUACACCACUUUUCCACAAUUUACAUUCUGCCAAGAUUUGAACUCAUUUUGAUCGGAAAGUCGGAUUAUUAUUUUUUUCUCAAAUCUGUGCUUUUAUCAAACUGAACCCUAAACUUUCCCGCCCUUUAAAUCACGAGUCCCACAGUGGCUUCACGACAAAAUAAAAGGGAAGUAGCAUUAAAUCCAAAAUCUCCCAUUUUUAAAAUUUUUCGGAAUGUCAUACAUUUUGUCUGUUUUGCCACCGUUUCCAUGGAUUGACUGACACACAAAUUACUCCACGUAUCCUUAAAUCCUAAUCUUGAAGCUCACUUCUCAGAUUAUUAUUAGGAUUAGCUACAAAUCACAUGAACAUGUGCUAUGUGACAAUAUAAUAAUAUCUAAAGUCCAUUAUUGAUACCUUAAAGUCUAAUAUACACAACAGUUUCUCAUAGUUUUUUUUUAUUAUAUCUUUGAGAUUAUAUACAUACCUUUUAAGAACUGAAUUGAUAAAAGGCAUACAGGAUGUUCUUUCCCUGAGAAGUAGACAAUUAAAAUUAGUCACAUGAGGAAAAACGAAACAAAUUACUAUUACAUCGUCUAGCUAUACUCUUGUCCCUUAUAACCUGAUAGCCAUUAAUAACAAUAGUUCUUCCUAUGGAUCUACUAAAAAAAGUGAGUGUGGUAAUCAAAAUCUUGGCAAUGUUUCAUAACCAGGUUUGAUCUUGGUGUUCGUAACACGUUUUGUCAAUAUUUGAUUUUAGAAGUCAGAUUCCCAGUCCCAAUUUCUGAAUCUCAAAUUUGAAAGUUUGAAUUGCUAACUGAAAACUUUUUUGUUCACAGUUGGGAUGUUGAAAACAGUUUAGAGGUUGGGACCGUUAUGAGCCAUUUUAAAUAUCCCCAACCUCCAUCUGGCAAUUUUAACCACUCCUAAAAGAUAUCUGUUAAAAAUAAGAGGGGAAAUUUCAAGAUCUUUGGAUCUUGAAAUGAAUAAGACUUCAGAAUGUUUAAUUAGAAUCAAUAUAGCUUGGCCAUAAUAAUCAUCUCCCAUCAUUUUAGUCUUUAAAAUUUAAGGGACUUACUGGAAACAAUGAUGACAAAUAUAGAUUCCAUUCAUUGCUAAUUUCCUUCUUGGAUGAUAAACACUUGGAGAUCAUUGACUAAGAGUGCUGUUGGGUCAACUCUUAUUGCAUUGAAGACUGAAAAAUUGACAAUAUCAGGACCGUGAUUAUUCUGAAUUUGAUCAGCACUAUAGAAGCUUUUAGUGGGAUUGCUCCGACGGUCUUAAAAAUUCUUUAUUGUUUAAAAGUGUGUUGUGAUACAAACAGAAAGAGUUUCCUUGAUCUUUCAGUUGAAUACAGGUAUUGAAAACUGAACACUGUAGUUAUUAUUAAAAAAAAGAAAGUCACA